AUGGGUAUCCCUUUGAAUGCUACGGUAGCAGACAGUAUGAAGCAUAGAAGAAGGUCGCAUCGAGUUCAACUUCUGAACAGGGUGGAAGUGGAAAUUGAAAGAGUUAAAGAGAGUAGAGGAGUAGAAGAGGAUGUAUCUAAGUGGAAAAAUAGUAAAGGCAAGUACAAGACCAAAUUUUCUACAAAGGAAACUUGGCUGAGUAUUAGAGAAGAUCAUCCUCUUUGCUACUGGUACAAAGCGGUUUGGUUCAAGCACGCGACUCCGAGGUACUCCUUUAUUACUUGGGUUGCUAUGAGAGGAAGGUUAGCAACAGGAGAUAGAAUGCUGGUAUGGAGUGGGAACAUUGAUGCGACCUGUGUUCUAUGUAAAAAUCCUUUGGAGACUAUACAACAUUUAUUCUUUGAAUGUCCGUAUUCUGCGCAAGUUUGGGAAGCGCUUAUGAAGGGUGUGAUGGUGGAUCAGUAUAUGGGAGAUUGGGAGACACUUAUCAGGCUAAUUGUUGAUGAUACUGGAUGGAGUAAAGUGAAGGUGUUUGUCAUGAGAUAUAUGUUUCAGGCAACGAUUUAUAUGAUAUGGAGAGAAAGGAAUAGAAGAAGACAUGGAGAGAAAGCAGUCCCAACAAUGAGUAUGGUGAGUCAAUUGGAUAAGAACAUGCGAAAUCAACUAACUGUGAUCAGAAGUAGAGGAGACGAGAAGUUUGAAGGGGGGAUGGCUUAUUGGUUUGAAGCAAGAUAA
Raphanus sativus (radish) is the source of this 735-nucleotide messenger RNA. RefSeq lists its product as uncharacterized. The transcript has a single exon. The coding region runs from base 1 to 735 and encodes 244 amino acids. Lineage: Eukaryota; Viridiplantae; Streptophyta; Magnoliopsida; Brassicales; Brassicaceae. The record is from RefSeq and is a predicted model, not a curated record.